GCAACUGGGGAAUCAUAUCGCAGCUUAACAUUCACAACAAGAGUACCUGCUUGUACUUUAUCAGGUAUCAUACCAGAAACAGUCAGAGUAAUCUACGAGGUAUUGAAAGAUGAGUAUUUGAAGACUCCAGAUACAGAAGAAGAGUGGAAUCAUGUUGCUGACGACUUUUUCACACAAUGGAAUAUGACAAACUGCAUCGGUGCAUUAGAUGGCAAGCAUAUUCAGUUUAAAGUUCCUCUGAGCCAAGGAUCGUUAUACCGUAAUUAUAAAGGAACUGACAGUAUAGUCCUUCUGGCAGUAGUAGAUGCAAGUUACAAGUUUCUGUAUGUUAAUGUUGGAGUAAAUGGGCGAGUGAGUGAUGGUGGAGUUUUUCGAGAUAGUGACUUAUUUCGAUUACUAGAUAGUCCUGUAAAUCCAUUGAAUAUCCCACCAAACAAACCACUCCCUAGGAUGACUCAACCAGUACCACACGUUAUUCUAGCAGAUGCUGCUUUUCCUCUUCUCAAUAAUAUUUUAAAGCCAUACCCAUUCCGGAACAUGACGCACAGUGAACGUAUUUUCAAUUAUAGACGACUUUCUAGGGCUCGUAGAGUUGUAAAAAAUGCCUUUAGCAUUUUGGCAAACCGAUUUCGUGUACUGCAAACUACAAUAUGUUUACUGGUUGAAACAGUACAAAAUGUAACUUUAGCUUGCUGUGCAUUGCAUAAUUUUCUAAAUAAAGAGAAUCCAUUUCUUAAUAGAAUAACAAAUGUCGAUGACAUUAAUUAUGGCUCAUCGAAAUAUAAUAAUCAGUUACAAAGUCUAUCCGUAAUUAAUGUUCGUCCAAGCCGAAAUUCUCUUCAUGUACGUUCAACGUGUAAAGAAUAUUUUAAUACAGUCGGUGCAGUUUCUUGGCAAGAAAAUAUGUUAUAG
Molecule: messenger RNA, 912 nt
Organism: Ooceraea biroi (clonal raider ant)
Lineage: Eukaryota; Metazoa; Arthropoda; Insecta; Hymenoptera; Formicidae
Product: putative nuclease HARBI1
Source: RefSeq, a predicted model, not a curated record